AUGUCCGCGUUUGCCUCUACAUCCUCAAACACCAACCCAAGGUCUGAAUUCGAAUCACAACGCUCCGAACUCGUGCGCGAAAUCGCUCUUGGCAUGGAAUCAGUCCUCCAAUAUAUUAACCGUCUUAAUCGGAAUUUGGAGAGUAUCAUUGCUGUCGGCAAUGAAUUUUCCUCUGUCGAAGCGCUGUGGAGUCAAUUUGAGAAUGUCAUGGGGAGUGAAGAAAACCAACAACAACAGCAACAACAACAACAGGAGCAGAAAAAUAGAGGUGAGGGAGAGGUGGAAGGCGCUGAAGAUGAGGAUGAUGAUGUGGAGGUUAAGCGGGAGGAGGAUGACGGGGUGGAGGAGGGAUACAGAAGGAAUGAUGAUAUAGACGAUGGGCAUAGACGAUAG
Molecule: messenger RNA, 393 nt
Organism: Talaromyces marneffei
Lineage: Eukaryota; Fungi; Ascomycota; Eurotiomycetes; Eurotiales; Trichocomaceae
Exons: 3
Coding region: 1-393 (130 amino acids)
Cellular component (GO): mitotic spindle pole body; spindle microtubule; mitotic spindle
Source: RefSeq, a predicted model, not a curated record